Molecule: messenger RNA, 2607 nt
Organism: Misgurnus anguillicaudatus (oriental weatherfish)
Lineage: Eukaryota; Metazoa; Chordata; Actinopteri; Cypriniformes; Cobitidae
Source: RefSeq, a predicted model, not a curated record
AAUGAAGCGAUCUCUUCUCACGAGUCCUCUCUAUGGAUGAAGGCGAGUACGAGCGGGCGUGGAGCGGACUGAAUAUCCAUUUUUACCAGGAUUUAUGUUCACCGAUUUAGAAAAUGUAUGGAUUAUACGAAUGACAUUUUGAACAGCAACAGCUGAACUAGGUUACGACGAGCUCAGUUUUGAUCGUUAUGUGAUUGAAUUUUGAGACACGAAACAACGUUAAAUUUUCGUUUGUAAAUCACACUGUGAGAAUUUUUUGCAUCACGACCCUUCAAAGUGAUAUGAACAUGGAUGAAGAUAAUCGAGUGCCCGAAGAUCUUUCACUUGAAGAGAGAGAUGAGCUGUCAAACAUCAGACGAAGAAAAAAAGAGCUGCUAGAUGACAUUGAGCGUUUAAAGUUUGAGAUAUCUGAAGUAAUGACAGAGAUUGAGCAGUUAACAUGUAUCAGAGAAAACAAAAGUUCUCAGAGGAGCAAGCAGAUUGCUGUCGGAAGAAAGAAAUUUAAUAUGGAUCCUAAAAAGGGAAUCCAAUUUCUUUUGGAGAACGAUCUUCUGCAACACACACCUGAGGACAUCGCACAGUUUCUCUACAAAGGCGAAGGCCUAAACAAAACCGUCAUAGGAGAUUAUUUAGGAGAAAGAGAUGAUUUCAACAUUAAGGUUUUACAAGCUUUUGUGGAGCUUCAUGAGUUUGGUGACCUCAACCUGGUUCAAGCUUUGAGGCAGUUUUUGUGGAGUUUUAGACUUCCAGGUGAAGCACAGAAGAUUGAUCGAAUGAUGGAGGCUUUCGCUGCUCGAUAUUGCCAAUGUAACCCAGGUGUCUUUCAGUCCACAGACACAUGCUACGUUCUCUCGUUUUCUGUCAUCAUGCUCAACACCAGCCUGCACAACCCUAAUGUCAGAGACAAGCCUACGGUGGAGAGGUUCAUCUUAAUGAACCGCGGCAUCAAUGAGGGUGGAGAUCUGCCAGAGGAGCUGCUCAGAAAUUUAUAUGAGAGCAUUAAAAAUGAGCCAUUUAAAAUUCCUGAAGAUGAUGGGAAUGAUCUAACACAUACAUUCUUCAAUCCAGACAGAGAGGGAUGGCUGUUAAAACUAGGAGGAAGAGUGAAAACCUGGAAAAGGAGAUGGUUCAUUUUGACAGACAAUUGCCUAUAUUACUUUGAAUAUACAACAGACAAAGAGCCGCGAGGGAUCAUACCAUUGGAGAAUCUCAGUAUAAGAGAAGUAGAGGAACCAAGAAAACCUAAUUGCUUUGAGCUCUACAACCCCAGUCACAAGGGGCAGGUAAUAAAGGCAUGCAAGACGGAAGCUGACGGGAAGGUGGUGGAGGGGAAUCACGUGGUGUACCGAAUAUCAGCGCCAACUCCCGAAGAAAAAGAAGAGUGGAUUAAAUCCAUCAAGGCGAGCAUCAGCAGGGACCCUUUCUAUGACAUGCUGGCCACUAGAAAGCGGAGAGUGGCUACUAAAAAGUGAGAGUUCACAUCUUCAGCUUGAAACCUUUUCUAUUAAUCUGUCAGAUGACAACAAGAACUCUCAAAGCUAAGGACAAUUUCAAAAUCAUUGUGUCUAUACUAGGUGCUAAUGGAAGCUCUCUAGUGAAAAACAAUGAGAGUACAGUGAUGUUGAUGGUGCAGUUAUAUACUGGUAUUGUGUUUGUAAAGAAAACCUUUUAAGAGUAGUAACUGAUUCAACUGUGCUACAAUAUCUGCAUCAUUUCAAAUGUGGGUCCAAUAUGCAGCAUGUAGCGCCCUCCGCUGCCUACAGCAGGAACUUCACCGUCAUGCUAAUCUUGUUUCAACUAUUACAGAUGUUCAGGUAUAGUUAUGCAAUCUAUUUAACUGUAGAUUUAAGAAAUGUACUAUGUAAAAGUAUACUGGUUAUGCAAUUUUCACAUUCUUUUUUAUAUUUUAGAUUUAUUGUAGAAUUAUAGUGCUGUCAAAAUACUGUAUUAAUAGCAUCUUUAGUUUAAAGUGGUUUAUGUUAAUCUAAUAGCCAUUUAAAUCAGCAGGACUGGUUCCUUUAAUUGUAAUGCAUAAAAUAAUCUGUCAGUGUUUGUAUAUCCUAUUUAUUUGUUUUUGUUAUAAGGUCAUUAUUAGUAAUAUGAAAUAUAUUGUUAAACUAAUUAAUUUGUUCUCAUAUGUAUGCUAAUAAUACUAUUUUGUGUUUUUCAAAGAUAAUGCAAACUCUCCACCCUUGUGAAUCCUUUAUUUUAUUUAAAUGGUUGCUUAUGUUAAAACAUUUGUUGUAAAUAUGUAGGUUAUAAAUCUGUUAUGUUUAAUUCUGUGUCUUUGUAUAAUACACACGCACGCACGCACACACACACGACAACAGCCAUGUUUGGUUGUUUUUAUAGAUUAGAGAUUUAGUGAGGCCUGGAAUUAAUAGUAUUUAACAACAGUAAAUAAUACUAAUUUUGACAAAAAAAAACUAUAUCCCCCCAUAUUAUUUUUAUAGAAACCAAUUAACCCCUGCUCAAAUAACCUCAGUAUUUUAAUGUGAUCUUUACUGUGAUAAUGAUAUUUUAAGAAUGUGAUUAUUUCUAUCAUCCUACAGCUCUUAUAAGCAUUUUAAUGUUAAAGAGCAUUAAAACAGAAAUCUUGUCACCCCA